Durusdinium trenchii is the source of this 2352-nucleotide messenger RNA. The record is from the annotation of a GenBank genome assembly. NCBI's taxonomy places the organism in Eukaryota, Dinophyceae, Suessiales, Symbiodiniaceae.
AUGCUUCAAAAACCUGAGUGCAAUGACAAGGCCAGCCGGAAGGGAUCCAAGCAGUCCAAGAGCUCCAGAUUUGGCUUCAACAGUGUUUGCGAUGGCAAUGGGGAUGCUCCCAGAGCAGCCCUGAGCGACAUUGAUGUGGAGGCCAACAGCCGGAAGCCUUCCAAGCUGUCCAGAGUCUCCAGAGCCUCCAAGGGCUUCCAGGGUGUUCGUAGCGCGAUCCUGAAGGUGGCAGAGGCCAACAAGGCUCCCAACUUGUCGGUGAGCGAAGUGGAUCUUGAGGCGGUGGGCCCGGACAUCAAUGGGAAGAUCAGCAUCCUCACGCGGAAGACUCUGGGUCUGACUGUGGGGAGCUUUCUAAGUGGCUUCAUGAUGGGAAUUCUCAUGGGCACUGGCUAUGGCUUUUACCUGGGCUAUUUGGGCCUUGAUUCCUACGUGUUGAGCUCGGAUCGGUGCUUUUCCCGACGCCCCAUGGCUCGCUCACUGGUGCUGCUCAGCGCUCUGGUGCUCGGCGCUUUGGGUCCACGCUUGGCACGAACCUUCGUCGGGACUGCCGGCGCGGCACGAUCUCCGUCCGGCGCCCGGAGAAGCGUGGAGGUCGCGACGGAGGAGUCUGUGGUGGCUGGAGACCGGCUGAAGUUGAAGCUUUUGUCGCCCGAGGGUGAUGGAAUCACCGUGGCCUGCAGUGAGGUGAUUCUGCCCAGUGCCACUGGGCAGUUGGGCAUUUUGGCCAACCACGCUCCGAUGAUGUCGGCCUUGGACACGGGUGUCCUUCGCUACAAGGAGGAUGGCCAAUGGAAGCCAGUCGUGGUGCUGGGUGGCUUUGCCACUGUGGACUCCAAUCAGCUCUCAGUGCUGGUGAAUGACUUUGAGAAGGCCGAGUCCAUUGAGACGACAGAAGCGCAGAGCGAAAUGGAUGCAGCCAGCUCCAUGCUUGAGAAAGCGGAGUCCAAGAAGGACAAACUUGCAGCCUGGAUUCGAAGAGAGAUCUUCCUGUUGCCCUUCGGGUGCUUGAGCGAUUCGGUGCCGAUCUGGGGUUGCCGCAGGAAGUCAUACCUGGUGAUUGGCUGGAGCAUCACUGCUGUUGCCAUUGCAGUGAUGGGUUUCCACGACCUGCCGGCGCCCUAUUAUUGUCAAGCGCCUGAUGGCAGCUAUGACUACACGCUGCCGCCCUGCAAUCCUGCAGCACAUGACGAAAAACACUUCUACGUGGUACCUGGCUUUUUCCUGAGUCUAGGUUUGUGUUUAGUGGGAGUGGCCGGCGAAGGGCUGAUCAUCGAGUAUUCGCAGUUGGAGGCAUGGGAAUGCCGAGGACAACUCAAAGCAGAGUUGACGAUGGUUGGAACCGCUGGUGGUUUGCUGGCAACCUUGUUCAUCGGCUGCUUCAUGAACAGCAAGGCCUACCUGGGAACCUUCGAUUGGGGCUUGCAAUUCAACCAGAUCAUGUACAUCGCCCUGGCCUUGGUGUUGAUCCAGAUUCCCCUCACCAUGUUCUUAGUUUGGGAGCCUCCCUUGAAGCAAAGACCCUCCUUCCGACAGCACCUCUGGUCUUCCUGGGACUUAGUGCAGAGCAAGGCCUUUGUAGGUGUGAUCAUGUUUGCCUUUGGCACGCACAUGAUGGUGACGGUCGCGACCACUGCAGGGCCGCUGGUGCGUUCCCAGUGGGCAGAGGUUAAGGUGCUUCAACAACAGUUGUGUGGAAUGCUGAGCACCUUUGCUUUGCUGGUGUCCGUGUGGUUCAUCAAGGUUUACUUCUUGCAAGCCAGCUGGCGGAAGAUUUUUUACAUUGCUUGCGUGGCUAGCGUGGUGCUUGAUGCAGUGCCGGUGUACCUGACCGUCUUCAACGUGGUGAGGAACCAGUACUUCUUCCUGGGCGAAGAGAUCUUGUCCGCCUUGCCCAUGGCCGCCAUCAAGUUGGUCUCCGCGCUCUUGCUCAUCGAGAUGGCCGAGCCCGGCAAAGAAGGCUUGUGUACUGGAUUGCUGGGUACCAUCUACAAUGCCAGCACCCCCUUUGGCACGGCCAUCAGCAAUCAGAUCUUCGCAUUGUUCCAGCCCAACCUUUAUGAUGUGGCAAACUAUGUGGCGGACACACCUGCCUUCCGUGAGACGGUCGCUUGGUCGUAUGCGGUGACGUAUGCCACGACCUUGGCUGGCUUCGUGCUGAUCCGCUUGAUUCCAUCGCAGAAGGAGGAAGCCCAACACAGGAAGAAGGAGUGGGGCAGCCACCCCUUCUAUGGCAUCAUGGUGCUGGUUUUGCCGACCAUUUGCUUCCUCUAUGCCAUCACGGUCUUGGUGAUGGCGAACAUCCCAGAGUUGGCAUGCCUCAAGGCGAUUGGUGGCCCGGGAUGCGAGUGA